Molecule: messenger RNA, 308 nt
Organism: Acanthoscelides obtectus
Lineage: Eukaryota; Metazoa; Arthropoda; Insecta; Coleoptera; Chrysomelidae
Source: the annotation of a GenBank genome assembly
GUCAAAAGCUUUUUUCGUGAAUGUGCGAUCUAAAGUAUAUUAAAAUCUAUUUUGUUUAUAUCAUCCAAAAUUGCUUGGAAUUUCUUCCACCGCUAGAUGAGUUGGACUUUGGCUCCAACAACGGCACACACCUCAAGAGCAACGAUGGCUGUUAUGACAAACGCCAUACAUCGGUCUACCCAGCUUAUACUGACAAGAGUUUUUGUCUUACAAGUUUUAAAUUAUUAUCACGUGUACUUACUUUUUUUAAAUUGUAAUUUUUAAUUUGCCUUGUGUAUUAAUCAUUUUUUCCAACUUUGACUUGUCAC